This is a messenger RNA of Parastagonospora nodorum SN15, 279 nucleotides long. RefSeq lists its product as hypothetical. The transcript is spliced from 3 exons. The coding region runs from base 1 to 279 and encodes 92 amino acids. The record is from RefSeq and is a predicted model, not a curated record. NCBI's taxonomy places the organism in Eukaryota, Fungi, Ascomycota, Dothideomycetes, Pleosporales, Phaeosphaeriaceae.
AUGUCUCCGAAACCCUCGGACAACAACAUGCCACACACUCUCCACACCCGCAAAAUCAGCACAGAAACUAUAGCCAAAUCGAACGCCUGGGUCAAAUUCGGCGCCACACGCCUCAGGAGCUGGCAGUUUGCACUCGUAAUCACCGCCAUCGUUCUCACUGGAAUCUUCAUAUUCGUGUUGUUGCCGUAUAAGCAGGCUCGGGGUGCUAAGAGAGAGAGGAGGGAGAUGGAAGCGCGGAUGCAACCGGUGACGGAGUACUAUGGGCGUAUCAUUGCGUAA